AUGAACGGCUUCUUGGCUGAUAAGUACGGUCGACGGCCCUUGGUGGUGGUGGGCGGCGUAGCAUACGUGCUCGUGGCCAUAAUCUCGACGUGGCUGCCCAACCUCUCGGCGGUCCUGGGGGCGCGCUUCCUCCUGGGGGCUGCGCAUCCUCUGGUAAUGAAUAGUGGCUACAUCUUGGCCAUGGAAGCCUCAGAGCCGCGCCUGAGAACGGCCCUGGGCAUAACGCUCUACCUCCCCUGGGCCUUGGGUGCAAUGGCCCUCGGAGGACUGGCCUAUCUGCUGAGGAACUGGAGGGCGCUUCAGCUGGCCAUAUCUGUCAUAGGAGUGGCCAUGUUCCCCGUUUUCUGGUUCAUGGACGAGUCUCCCCGAUGGCUGAUGGUGACCGGGAAGCACGAGAGAGCUCUGAAGGUGCUGAAGAAGGCGGCGAAGUGGAAUAAGGUCGCGCUUCCUCCAGAGAACGAACUUCUUGCUCUCAUGAAGGAAGAGUUACCUCCGAGCAAGAGUGACACAUCAGCCCGUGAUAUAAAGUCUCUACCGAAGUUUUCCUUGACCAAUGCUCUUAUUCUCUUAAGCAUCGUGAUACAAGUACCAUAA
Messenger RNA from Penaeus chinensis, 594 nucleotides. RefSeq names its product beta-alanine transporter-like. Bases 1 to 594 code for a protein of 197 amino acids. Gene Ontology annotation, molecular function: transmembrane transporter activity. The record is from RefSeq and is a predicted model, not a curated record. Gene Ontology annotation, cellular component: membrane. NCBI's taxonomy places the organism in Eukaryota, Metazoa, Arthropoda, Malacostraca, Decapoda, Penaeidae. The transcript has 6 exons. Gene Ontology annotation, biological process: transmembrane transport.